GUCAAUAGCCGACAACGAUCGUGGAAGAGAAAAGAUAUUACACAAUUCCAAAUUUUCCGAAAAUGGAUGAGUCGCUCGACGAUUACAUUUCUAAGUCAAAUUUCAAAAUAAAGAUUGGGAACACAAAACCCAAAGGGAAUAUAAUAAACAAGCCAAAUACUGGUGGGUUCCAGGGAAAGAAGAGGUUCACAGCGGGAUUUCAGGGGAACAAGGUAACCGAUGUCUCGAUCACGAUACCAGCGGUGCGUAAAACUGGCCCGAAUAACAGCAAAACAAAUCAAAUGAGAGAUGCUCGUGAAAGACUUGUUUCCAAAAAUAAACCAGUGGAUGCACGAGAAAAGCUGAAUCAGAAAGCACAGAAUACAGAUGCAAGACAGAAAUUGUUGACAAUUAGGUCUCAGAAGGAACCUCAAGAUGCACGUGCAAAGAUACAAGCCAAGAAACAACAACAACAACAAGUCAAUCAAUCACAGACACAGGGUGGAGCCUUCACUCUUACAAGAACAGUUUCCAACAAUAACAACAACAACAUUCAGCUGACACCAGGUCCAAAGGGUAACAUCAACAUAACAAAAACAUUGACUAAGGUCAUGCCACCUGGUUAUGAGCAUAUUGUUGGACCCCCGACAAACGCUGCACCCCAGCUUACCACUGUGAUGGGACCAUCUGGUGUGAAAAACAGACUGGGUCCUCCAGCUGACACAACUAUAAGAUUUGGACCCACAACUGGUUCAACAGUGAAACUUGGCCAUUCAGCUGGGCAAGAUACAACUGUCAGAUUGGGUCCCCCGUUAGGGUCCAAUACAAACAUACCUUCUAUAACAAGGACCAUCUCUAACCCCCAUACUAUAGAGCAUGCUAAGCCCCAUCCAAUGAUUUCUCCCCCAUGUGACCCUGUACCCACACCUUAUGAAAUCCAGUCUGUUACAAGGCAGCAAGCAACCACACCUAAUGUACUUCCUACCCAACUUAUUUAUCAUGGUGGUCCACCCCAGCAGCUGCCAGCACCCUCCCAGACAACCCCAUACCUUUAUCCCCCUCAGCAAGUGCAGUCGACAUAUCCCCAGCCUCCCCAGCCAAGUCGUGUACUAGCUGAACAGCAAGGUCCACCAUACCCAGUCAAUGAUCCUCUAGCAUCCAGUCAGCAGUAUCAGAUGGGCCAUCAUACACCUGUGAUGCCAAAGAUUCAAGUGCAGAAUGACCAAUACCGACCCCCAGAACCGCAGUAUCCGUCAUAUGUGGCUCCACCCCAACAGCAAUAUGCUCUGCCUCCACAGCAGUAUGCUCCACCUACACAGCAGUAUGCCCCACCACAGCCACAGUAUGUGUAUGCUUCAUCACAGCCGCCUGUGCAGUAUGAACCACAGGAAACAUACCCACCUCCACAGUCCAGGUUGUCUAGUGAGACAAACACUCCAGCAUUUAAAAGAACAAUCGUAAAUGAUGCUCAGCCACAGUAUCAAAAUGUACCACAAACAUUACCUGUUAAAAGGAGGUCAACAGGAGAGCCUGUUGGGCAGCCCACAUCUGUUGGUCCCUUGAGGUCUUCAAGCGCAAACUAUGUGCCUAUUAUUAAUACAGCUGGGAGCACGGAACCAGCAAGGGGACAAAAACCAAAAUUUUCUAAAAUAAUUGCACCUGGGGAACCAGCAACAAAGAGAUUAAAGGAAGAGGAAGAUGAAAAUGUGAUCAGUCCACUGCAAGGCUUCAAGAUUGCCAUCACAAAUCUGGCCCACUCUGUCACACAGGAUGAUAUCAUUGAGUUGUUUGGAGCAAUAGGAGCUGUUAAGAGUGUAAAGAUGCCGAAACCUGGUACAGCAGAAGUUGUAUAUGUGAAAAAAGAGGAUGCUUUGCAGGCAGCUAAAACAUACCAUGACAGGGAACUUGAUGGUCUGCCAAUGGUAGUGAAGUUGAUGACACCAGUAUCAGCCAGGGUAAAGGAAGCUCCGGAGAAACUCCCCCCAUCUGUGAAACCUGUGGCUUCAGCCCCUCUCAAGUUGAGUAAAGUGCCUGCAGGGAAAGCUAAAGCACCUGAUAAAGAAGAAGUGGAUGUUGUCACUUUACAUAAAGCAUUGUUUAAAACAGGAUCUUCAGGAUCAUCUAAACCUGUAACAUUUACUGUCAACAUUUAAACACACAACAUUAUCAGAUAGCAAUAACUAAACAAUCAGCUGAAGAUAUUUGAUAUGAAAAGAAAUGCAAAGAUUACAAUGUUAAGAAAUUGAAUAGUAUACAACUUGUGGUUGAACUGUUUCAAGUAAUUGAUAAUCCAUGCUAGCACUCAGCAUUGAUAAUGAGUUUUUAUAUAGAAAGCACGUCUCAUAUAGCAAUGUAAUACAUGUGGGGGAAUGAUAAGUCCUCUCAGUUUUGUUUAUUUGGAAAAAAAUCUUAAUUGGAAAGAUGUUUGUAAUAAAGACAUGUUUUGAGGGGGCAAUGAAAACUGGUUUGCAGCUUGGUGACUACCUAGAACAUGUCGUGAAGACCUGAUACCUAUAUUAGGAUCAGAUGUGGCAACAGUUUUUAUCUCGCUUAGCACUGGGUUGUGAGGCAAACUUUCUGAGUUGUUUUUGUUUCUUUUGGCAUAAUUUUGAGUCUCAUGUUGUAACAUUGUAAUACAGUUUUGAUUUCUCUUGUUUUGCUUUAUGCUUCAUAUAUGAAUUUUAAGAAAAAAAUCUACAUUUGAGCCGCGCCAUGAGAAAACCAACAUAGUGGCUUUUCGACCAGCAUGGAUCCAGACCAGCUGCGCAUCUGCGCAGUCUGGUCAGGAUCCAUGCUGUUUGCUAACAGUUUCUCUAAUUGCAAUAGACUUUGAAAGCAAGCAGCAUGGAUCCUGACCAGACUGCGCGGAUGCGCAGGCUGGUCUGGAUCCAUGCUGGUCGCAAAGCCAUUAUGUUGGUUUUCCGAUGGCACGGCUCAUUUUAUUCUGUAAGUGAUACAUAUAUAAUAUAUUUUUGUAAAUAUGUAUAUAUAAUUUUUUCAUUUAUGUUGAAGUGCUUAAGAAUAUACUUCAUUUUGUUUGAAAAGAUGUUUCAAACAAUACAUUUUCUGCUUUCUUUUUAAAAUGCUUUUCUUCUGGUGAUAAUGGUUCAGUAGGUAUACAUUUUGAGUAUAGAAUUUCAUUUCUUGGAGGUCAUGGUGUUACGCAAUGCUUGAUAAAACUUAAAAUUUGAUUUGAACACAACAUAGACUAGCAUGUAUUUUGCUUCAGAAGUAACAGUAUUGUGCUACGUUCUUAAAGAACACAUUAACAUAAACUUGAUCUAGUCAUGCAAUCACUGCAUCAGUUCUUUUGUAAGAAAUCAUGUUUUCAGUAUUCAUAUUCAUUAAGUUGUUCAACCUGUCAGAAUUUAUGUGAAGAAGUCAUCCAGCUGGCUUAUAGAAGGUUGGUUGUUCUACAUUGCUUCCAGCUCUUGCCUGAAAUAAUUCUUGGGAGGGGCACCCAGGGUUUUCCUCCAUAUAAAGCUAAAGCUGUGAUAUGACUUACAAUUAUGUAUAUUAAACCAAAUAAAAUCAACCCAACAGGCCAGUGGUGGUGAUAGGGAUUAAUAUUUGAAUCACUUCAAAUUACUUUCUUAUACUUGCUGUUAUUGUUUCAAAGUAGUUAUACUUUGCAAAAAUUGUUACCUUUAAGAUAUUUUGGUGUGGUCCUAAAUAGCGUCUGUACAGUCAGUAAUAUCUAUGUCGAUACAUAAAUUAUUUUAGAAAUAGAGUCAAUUUUCAACUUCACCUUUAUUAAUAAAGCACUAAGUUACUCAUAUCUAUGUAAUACCUACUUGCCAGUACUGGUUUAAUGUUGAAUACAAAAUUACUUAGACUGCUCGCUUAGCUCAGUAGGGAGAGUGCAGAUCUACAGAUCACGGGGUUGUGAGUUAGCGUCCUGGGCGAGGUGUAUUUUCCCCGUGACAACUUGAUAAAAGACAUUGUGUCUGGAAUCAUUUGUCCUCCACCUCUGAUUCAUGUGGGGAAGUUGGCAGUUACUUGCGGAGAACAGGUUUGUACUGGUACAGAAUUUAGGAACACUGAUUAGUUUAACUACCUGCCGUUACAUAACUGAAAUACUUUUGGAAAACGGUGUUAAACCCAAAACAAACAAAAUUACUUGCAUUUGAUUUGUUGAAAGAUUUUAGAAUAUAGUUAGAACGUUUUUGUAAUUUUUAUACAUGUAGAUAUGAAGUAGUAUAUUCUUUAACAGUGUAGAGACAUCAUUUGAGCCACGCCAUGAGAAAACCAACAUAGUGUGUUUGCGACCAGCAUGGAUCCAGACCAGCCUGCGCAUCCGCGCAGUCUGGUCAGGAUCCAUGCUGUUCGCUAUCAAAGCCUAUUGCAGUUAGAGAAACCAUUAGCUAACAGCAUGGAUCCUGACCACUAUGCUGGUUUUCUCAUGGUGCAGCUCAUGAUCAUUCAGUUUGUUGAAGUUUUCAAUUUGAAGUUAAAUAAGUAGUAGUUAAUACAUAUUUCUGUUGAUAAUACAUAUAUCCUGGAAUGGUUAAACAGUUUUUGGUCAGAUAAUAGUAAACUGAGAAUACAGAAUAAGAGCUUGGUUCUCUGAUCAUGAAAUAAGAUUUAUUGCAGUUGUCAAUAAACAGUUGUAGGUGAACAAAGACAGGUGUAUUGAAUCAUGUUCAUUAUAAGUGAUGGGUCCACUGUUUAUUGUCAUUUUCUUGUUCAGUAUCAUUUUCUUUGUAAGUUUCAACAUCAGAUAAUAAACUUCAUGUAAGUU
Messenger RNA from Mercenaria mercenaria, 4720 nucleotides. RefSeq lists its product as uncharacterized. Gene Ontology annotation, molecular function: mRNA binding. NCBI's taxonomy places the organism in Eukaryota, Metazoa, Mollusca, Bivalvia, Venerida, Veneridae. Gene Ontology annotation, cellular component: nucleus. The record is from RefSeq and is a predicted model, not a curated record. The transcript has 9 exons. The coding region runs from base 63 to 2132 and encodes 689 amino acids. Gene Ontology annotation, biological process: mRNA export from nucleus.